This is a messenger RNA of Pomacea canaliculata, 2553 nucleotides long. Its product is annotated as neutral protease-like. Gene Ontology annotation, biological process: proteolysis. The record is from RefSeq and is a predicted model, not a curated record. Lineage: Eukaryota; Metazoa; Mollusca; Gastropoda; Architaenioglossa; Ampullariidae. Gene Ontology annotation, molecular function: metalloendopeptidase activity.
AUGAGAGGUCGAGGCGGCUGUACAUGUUGCACUCACCCCAUAAAAUCCGCCGCCCUCUUCUCGGCUCACUUGCAUUAUGCCAGCAGGCGGUGCUGCCAGGGUCUGAAAUAUUUUGCUGAGGAGUGACUUCGUUGAUUGAAUCUUCAGUUUCAUGUUCACAAUGAAAACGCUGCUGGUUGCAUUACUUGUCGGCCUGCUGCAAGCUGCUGGUGUUGACGGCGCGACGAGGGUGGACGCCAAGCGACAUCUGCUGCAGCGCCUGGAGGAGCUGGGGGGUCCUCCCAUCGUGCCAAGCGUGAGGCCAGGCGUCUGUCCGUCAGGGACCUCUUGGGGGCUGGACCUGAGACUGAGCUCGAGAUAAAAGACAUUAGUCGCAACGCCCAGGGCAUGGUACUGGUGAAAAUGGAAGAAAAUACAGAGGUCGCCAGGUGUUCGACUCUCAGAUCACCGUGGAGUCCGACCCUGUGGAGCAGGAGAUUGUGGACAUCACAGGCUCGUUUGUCAAGGAUAUCGAGGACGACACGGGUGGCCAGCCCAGUGUGUACCCGAACCAGGCCCUAUACGCAGUGCUGCAGGAAAUGGGGGACAACCGCGACAAGGCCAACGACAUCAAGAUUGAAAUAAAAAUCUUUCUUGACGAAAACAGUCAGGCGUUCCCUGGAUAUUUCGUCCAGUACCUGGUGGAGGAUGACAUUCGGCCUCGAAGACCCACUGCUAUCGUGGACGGACGCGAUGGGAGAGUGGUCAUGAAGUGGAACUCUUUGUCCACCUUGUGUCCAGACGCGCAAGGUGUCGGGGGCAAUGAGAAGGUGGGGCGGCGAGUGUUUGACGGGGAGCAGUUCCCCUGCCUGGAAGUCACCAAGGACGGUGAAGAGUGUGUGUUGGAGAACCGGUGGGUCAAAGUGGUCAACAUGGACGGUUCGAAGCUCUACAACAUCACGAACGCCAUGAAGUAUGACUGUCACAUGGCCAACGACUCUAUCAACGGUGCCUAUUCCCCAGCUCUGGAUGCCUUCUUCAUCGGAACUCGAAUAGUCAAGAUGUUCUCAGAGUGGUUCAACAUAACCGUCAUCAAGGAUAACAAGCUCAUUCUGAGAGUGCACUACGGCAUCAACUACACCAACGCUUUCUGGAAUGGAGCCAACUGCACCUUUGGCGACUCUAUGGGCUUUCUGUUUCCCUUCGUGGCCCCUGACACAGUCGGACACGAGGUCGGCCAUGCCUUGAUCGAACAACACUCAGGUUUGCUCUGGUACCAGGAGCCUGGCGCCAUCAACGAGGCUUUCGCCGACAUCACAGGAGAAGUCAUCGAGCAUUACAUUUCUGGCCAUGACUGGAUGGUCGGCAUGGACAUCGUGCGUGGAGGGACGCUUUCAGGUGCGUGCGAGUGUCUUCAGUAUUUCGAUGAACCUGAACGGAACUUCUUCAGCAUCUCCAACGCCCAGAACUUUGAGGACUACAUGGGGCCUCACGAGAGCGGCGGGGUGCUGGCCCAUGCUUCUACCUCCUCGUGCAGAACCGUGUACCGCGUCUUCCUGCACGCCAAUCAGAUGUACUGGCAUCAGAUGUCCACCUUCAAGAGCGUGUGCGAACUGAUGAAGAGUGUGUACGACCUUGGGCAGAACGGAGGCAUUUACAAAGAAGUGUUCGAGCACGUUGGAAUACAGGUGUGCGAGACAGAAGAUCACGUGGUUGGACUGCGCAACAACCAGACCUACCGCAACCUGCACGUGUCCAACACCACGCGCCCCGUCUUCACCUUCGGGCUUCCCGGCGAGUGGACGGCGAAGUUCUGGGUCAAGGCGUCAAGCCAGAAAGGUGACGUGCACAUCACAGUCAGCAAUCAGACUUGGCUCCAGGCCUACGAUCCAGACACUCCAGGCAUUUUGGUCGAAGGACUUGGCUCUGUGUCAUACACUGUCACCAACAGGAAGCUGUACCACGUGACCAUAACCUUGUCUAGCGAUUCAGCAGAUCUGUGGGACGACGUAGUUCUGGAAGCAGGCUACCUGUGCCUGGCAGCCCAACCAAACAAGCCAUGGCUACUUUGAGUAUUUGAGGGGGGAAUUUUGCCCUAAAGAUUAGUGAAUGUUAACUAAAUAUUUCUGGUGGACAAAACUGCAAAGUACCUGAAACAAUUCUACUAUAAAUUAAAAAAAAACUGGCAUAUAUAUAUUUUACUUUGCUAAUGAACUAAAAAGAGGAAAACCAGGUCACUUUUGUAAAUAGAAAAAGCAAAUGUAAAUACUGUAGCCAUACCUGCUUCUGUUCUUGUCUGCAUAUAAACUAUACAUUUUAAAAAAUCCCAUAAAACAAUUAUUUUGCAGUAGAAAUGUAUAUAAGUUUUUAAUAUAUAACUUCUGCAACAGUUUUGAAGAGUAAUUUAUGACAAUUUUGAUGGAGGUAGUGGGAAAAGAACUUGAGAAAAUGAAUAAGGAAACUGUUUUUAGAAAUUAUGAGUUUGCAUGAAGGCAUAGAGAAUUUACUUGAAUCGUUUCAAUCAUAUGAUGAUUUCUGCCUUACCUGUUCAUUAAACUGCAUUUCAAAAAGGUA